GUUCUCUGCGACGGUAGCAGAGAGGAGCAGCUCAUCAUGCCGACAGUGGUGGUGAUGGACGUGUCGCUCUCCAUGACACGGCCGGUGUCAGUGGAGGGCUCCGAGGAGUACCAGCGGAAGCACUUGGCUGUCCACGGCCUGACCAUGCUGUUCGAGCACAUGGCGACCAACUACAAGCUGGAAUUCACAGCCUUGGUGGUGUUUUCGUCACUUUGGGAGCUGAUGGUGCCCUUUACGAGAGAUUACAACACGCUGCAGGAAGCCCUAAGUAACAUGGAUGAUUAUGACAAAACCUGUCUAGAGUCAGCGCUGCUGGGGGUUUGCAAUAUUGUCCAGCACUGUUCUUGGGAUCCAGCUGUCUCCUGCCAGGUUGUUCUUGUCACCGAUGGCUGCUUGGGGAUCGGCAGAGGCUCCCUGCGGCACUCACUGGCUACUCACAACCAGCGAAGUGAAAGCAACCGGUUCCCGUUGCCUUUCCCAUUCCCGUCCAAGUUGUAUGUCAUGUGCAUGGCAAAUCUCGAAGAGCUUCAAAGCACGGAUUCCUUAGACUGCCUGGAACGGCUCAUAGAUUUAAACAACGGGGAGGGGCAAAUUUUCACCAUUGAUGGACCCCUUUGCCUGAAGAACGUGCAGUCAAUGUUUGGAAAGCUAAUAGACCUGGCAUAUACACCAUUCCAUGCUGUUCUCAAGUGUGGCCACUUAACAUCUGAUGUGCAAGUAUUUCCCAGACCAGAACCUUUCAUUAUAGAUGAGGAAAUAGACCCCAUCCCUAAAGCAAUUAAUACAGAUCUAGAAAUUGUUGGGUUUGUAGAUAUAGCUGACAUUUCUAGCCCUCCCGUCUUGUCCAGACACUUGGUACUGCCCAUUGCACUUAACAGAGAAGGUGAUGAGGUGGGACCUGGGAUCACAGAUGACACCGAAGAUGAGAAUUCAGCUAAUCAGAUUGCCGGGAAAAUCCCCAACUUCUGUGUUUUAUUACACGGCAGCCUGAAAGUGGAAGGCAUGGUGGCUGUCGUCCAGUUGGGGCCAGAGUGGUACGGAAUGCUCUAUUCACAAGCUGAUAGCAAGAAGAAAUCAAACCUCAUGAUGUCACUCUUUGAACCUGGUCCUGAGCCCCUUCCAUGGCUAGGGAAGAUGGCACAGCUUGGACCUAUUUCAGAUGCAAAAGAAAAUCCUUACGGAGAGGAUGACAAUAAGAGCCCUUUCCCCUUGCAACCCAAGAACAAGCGCAGUUACGCACAGAACGUUACCGUAUGGAUUAAACCAAGUGGCCUCCAGACGGAUGUACAGAAGAUCUUGAGAAAUGCAAGGAAACUCCCUGAAAAAACUCAAACCUUCUAUAAAGAACUUAAUCGUUUACGAAAGGCAGCUCUGGCCUUUGGCUUUCUGGACCUCUUGAAAGGCGUGGCAGACAUGCUGGAGCGGGAGUGCACCCUGCUUCCAGACACGGCUCAUCCGGAUGCAGCGUUUCAGCUCACACAUGCUGCUCAGCAGCUAAAAGUGGCAAGUACUGGAGCAUCGGAGUAUGCUGCCUAUGAUCAUAACAUUGCACCACUGCAGACAGACUUUUCCAGUAGCAGCACUGAAAGAAUGUGAAGUCUCCGUUUUGGGAACUUCUAUAGAUUUAAGACUCGAGUGGUUCAAAUUUUCUUGUCCUGUUUACUUUCUAGGGCCUGUUUAAUUACUGUUUGGAGAACUUCCUAUCAAAACAGGGUCCCUUACCUGCAUCAGUGCUCUCUAAAUAAAUGUAGCUAGUUUGUGGUGGCUUUAGUCAGACCUGGAAACUGUGGAAAGUGUCCCAAAGCCAAUUACUGUGUUGGAUGACGGGUGGAAGUUACUCACUACGUGUGAGGAGAGAAAGAAAACGCCAUCAGAGGCAGCAGACUGCUUGUGGCUUUUGGCCUCCCUACAAUGUUGUUACUACACAA
This is a messenger RNA of Nipponia nippon (crested ibis), 1928 nucleotides long. The record is from RefSeq and is a predicted model, not a curated record. NCBI's taxonomy places the organism in Eukaryota, Metazoa, Chordata, Aves, Pelecaniformes, Threskiornithidae.